This is a messenger RNA of Pistacia vera, 1281 nucleotides long. RefSeq names its product stemmadenine O-acetyltransferase-like. Lineage: Eukaryota; Viridiplantae; Streptophyta; Magnoliopsida; Sapindales; Anacardiaceae. The record is from RefSeq and is a predicted model, not a curated record.
AUGGACUUGAAUGUUCAGAUCAUCUCAAGAGAAACCAUCCAACCUUCUUCUCCAACACCAUCUCACCUAAAAAUAUAUAAGCUCUCUCUUUUUGACCAGUUAGCUCCUCCUGUUUAUGCACCUAUUAUUCUCUUUUACUCACCAACUGAUGAAAAUGAUUCCAGCAAAAGAUCUAAUCAUCUUAAAAAGUCCUUGUCGAAAACAUUAACCAAAUUCUACCCAUUUGCCGGACGCGUCAAAGAUGGUUUCUCAAUAGAGUGUAAUGAUCGUGGUGCCAUAUUUAUUGAAGCUCUUGUUGAUUGUGAUAUGUCCAUGGUCCUUAAACAACCAGAAAUUGAUCAGCUUCAACAGCUACUACCUGAAGUCAGUUCUGAUCAGACGCUCCUAGCCGUCCAGGUCAAUUACUUUGGUUGCGGCGGCAUAGCGGUGAGUGUUUGCAUUAGGCAUGUGAUUGGCGAUGCCUCAGCAGCAGCACAUUUUGUUAAAACCUGGGCCGCCAUUGCAUGUGGUGAAAAUAUUAAUAUUGAUGAUGCGAUUUUAGAUUGCACCUCUUUAUUCCCUCCACAAAAUUUCUUCGGCUUCUCAAAGAAUAUCAGCAAAAACCAUGAUUUGUUACUUAACGUUGCAAUGAAAAGGUUCUUGUUUGAUGGCUCCAAAAUAGCCGCUCUGAGAUCAAAAAUAGGGAAGAUUGGUCCGAGUCUGGAUCAUCCAACGCGUGUUGAGGCCGUCUCAGCACUCAUUUGGAGUGCUGUGAUAGCAAUAGCUACAGAAAGAGACAAGACUAUGCCGAUGCAUGUGGCAGCAACUGCUGUAAAUUUGCGAAAGAGAUUGAAUCCACCGUUGCCGCAACAAAGUAUUGGUAACAUCUCAAGGACAAUGGCAAAUUGGUUGAUGGGGAAGACUACAAACUACAAUGAUUUAGCAGAAAAAAUUCAUGAAUCCAUAAAGAAGAUGAACAAUGAGUAUAUAAGGGAGCUUCAUGAAGGUGGUGGGUACUUGAAUAUAAUGAGAAAAUUAAGACUACAACUUGGAAAGAGUUCAAACAUAAAGGUAUUUGGUUUCAGUAGUUGGUGUAGAUUUCCUUUUUAUGAAGCUGAUUUUGGGUGGGGGAAGCCCAUUUGGUUAAGCACGGCUCUGAAACUUAACAAAGUUGCUAUAUUCUUGGACACGAGUGAUGGAAAGGGAAUAGAAGCAUGGGUGGGAUUGUCCAAAGAGAACAUGGAUAAAUUUGAACAAGACCCUGAUAUCCUUGCUUAUGCUUCUUUCAUUCCAAGCAUUUGA